AUGGGACAAUGUGUGUCCAAGGAAAAACAUUCCGAUGUACCUCCACGAACGUCAAGCCAGCAAAUGCCCGAAGCUAACGCAUUGCUAAGCAAUCUGACGUCUUUACCAAACUUCUACAACCACUCCCCAAAUCGAAAUCUCUCCUCCUUUAGUCAAAAUGAUCCUAAAUACGAAAUUGUUGUUGCUUUAUACACCUAUGAAUCACGGUCGGACGGUGAUCUCAGUUUUAAAAGAGGAGAUUUGAUGUAUUUAAUGGACAGCUCGUAAGCACAUCUUUUGAAUAAAUGAUAGUUUUAGGAAUGUCGACUGGUGGUAUGUCCAAAGAACCGCUGACAAUAAGACUGGGUAUGUUCCUCGCAACUUUGUCGCCUUACAGAAGACGGCCGAAAGCGAAGACUGGUUUGCUGGAAAGAUCAGCAGAAACAGGGCUGAGCGUCUAGUACUCUCGCAAAGUUUACCUCUUGGGACGUUUUUGGUCCGUGAACGAGAAGUAAUGCCGCCUGAGUACGCUUUAACUAUACGUGACUACGGUGAAAACCGCCCUUGUGUAAAGCACUACAAGAUUAAAAAGACAGAUGAUGACGGUUAUUACAUUACAGACAAAAGGAUAUUCCAUGACCUUAGAGAACUUGUGCGGUACUACAGAGGUAACUUUAUCACAAAAGGCCAACAUAGUCAUAUUUUAUAGACAAUUCGAACGGACUGUGCCAAAAGUUGACCGUAGCGGCGCCUCGGAUUAUGCCAGCAAGGCCCGAUCUAUGUUACCAAACGACCCAACAGUGGGAGAUUCCUCGCCACGAGCUCCAACUCAAAGACAAGUUGGGUGAUGGUAACUUUGGAGAAGUAUGGCAUGGAAGGUGGAAAGGUUCGGUGGAAGUGGCCAUCAAAACCAUGAAACCAGGGACAAUGUCUGACGAAGCAUUCUUGCAGUAAGUGGCGGUUGAUAGUACUUUCAAUAUCAUUUAGGGAAGCUCACAUAAUGAAGCAAUGUGCUCACCAAAACUUGGUCAAACUGUACGCCGUUUGUACGAAAGAAGAGCCAUUUUACAUUAUUACUGAAUACAUGUGUGGCGGUAGUUUGCUUCACUACCUAAGGGACGACUCAAAUCAGCUUUCUAUUCCUGCUUUGAUAGAUAUGUGCGCACAGGUGAGUCGUGAAUGCAAAAUUAUGAUGUUAAUGUCUAUUACUUUUAGAUUGCCAAUGGCAUGAAGUAUUUGGAAGAAAGAAAACUGGUUCAUCGUGACUUGGCUGCGCGGAACGUUCUAGUCGGUGACAAGAUUUCUGGUGUGCCUGUAGUAAAGGUUGCCGACUUCGGGUUGGCUCGAAAGUUGAUGGAGGAAGACAUAUACGAAGCCAGGAUGGGCGCAAAGUUCCCAAUCAAGUGGACCGCGCCGGAAGCAGCCAUUUGUGGUAACUUUACCGUGAAGUCUGACAUAUGGUCCUAUGGAAUACUUUUGUACGAAAUCUUCACACGUGGUCAAAAUCCUUAUCCAGGUAUGUUCGCAUGGUUGUUUUUAAAUAUGAAAUUUAGGCAUGCACAACCGUGAGGUAAUCGAACAAGUGGAACAAGGUUACAGGAUGCCAUGUCCAAAGAACUGCCCUCCAGAAGUGUACGAACACAUGUUAAAGUGUUGGCAUCAAUUACCUGAGAAACGACCUACGUUUUCCUACCUUUACAAUUACUUUGAUGACUUUUAUGUAACUUCUCAACCAAAUUACAUCCCCCCUCAGAAUUGAUCACAGAUAUUCUUGCCUCUACAAUACUACGGCUAUCUACUAUUGUGCAAUUUUUGUAUACGCAUUUUAAGCUAUUCAUGUAUAGUUGAAUCUUAAAUAAAAACUCCAGUAUUUUUUUGUUUGAGGUGAUAUUACUAUAGGUGCAGGCUUUGAAUCAGCGUGCUGAAAAGGAUAAGCUUUACAUUAAAGUAUUACUCACACCGCUUUUAGAAUAGAUAGUUUUCUGACUAUAACGAGGGUGGCUAUAUUUUGUUACUGUACUCUAGAUAAACAAGACACUUCAGUUCACUGUAAAACUAAAAUAUUAGAGUCAACUUUGCUGAAACUUUUAAAUUUGCAUAAUUUUACGAAUAAAAGAGAAGUUUGGUUUCCGUGAAGGAUUCCUUUCAUUCUGAUCUUUGUGUUGGUGGCGGUUGCCUUUCUCUCCAGUUUUUAAGAAGUCAUGUAAGUUAGCCUAACAGGUUUUUUGUGGCAUUGAUGUUUCAUAUGUAGUAUGUUGCAUAGACUUUUUCAUAAGAACAAUCGUAUCCUGUUGUUAACGUAUUUUCCUAUCAUGUUCUACAUUUUAGGGGGUUUGGAAAUACUUGUUGCAUGAUCAUUUGCCUGAUUCUCGGAUUCUCGGUAAGUUUUUGUAUCAGUAUUGGGUUGGUAGUACUGUUGGUUUUGUUCAUAUACGGUAUGCUAUGUUUUAGUGGAUCGCAGUUCUAAUGAAAGCUGGAGAAUGCAACCAACACGUCUGGAUCAACUUUAUUCUAUGGCUUUGCCUUGUGUAAGUAUAUUGUGUUUGACUAUAUUUUGAUAACUAGACUAGGGUAUCAUUAUACACCGAUUUGUUUAUUUACUGUUACUUCAAUUAACAUUGUUAUAACUCGUUUUUUCAGACUGCCUGGGGAGCUUCAUGCGAUAUGGUACUGUUUCUGCAGAGAUUAACUCCACAUUACCAAACUUUCUUACUGAUGACGUUAAAAUAA
Bursaphelenchus okinawaensis is the source of this 2709-nucleotide messenger RNA. The record is from the annotation of a GenBank genome assembly. NCBI's taxonomy places the organism in Eukaryota, Metazoa, Nematoda, Chromadorea, Rhabditida, Aphelenchoididae.